Messenger RNA from Ilex paraguariensis (yerba mate), 1459 nucleotides. The record is from the annotation of a GenBank genome assembly. Lineage: Eukaryota; Viridiplantae; Streptophyta; Magnoliopsida; Aquifoliales; Aquifoliaceae.
ACGUGCACAUAGGAUUGCCACCCAAAAUGUUCCGACACCGGAGCCCUGUGUCAACGGCUACAACAUUUGCGAGGAAUGAGCAGGAUUAACUAACAAACCGAUUCUUUCCGUUGUUUAAUAACAGACUAUAAGGUAUACUCUUUCACAUAGGGCAAAAAUGGCGGCUGCUAGUUCACCUAAUCCAUUUAGCACAAAAUGGAAAGCUUCAAGAAGAUGCAGGUUAAAUUAUCACCCAGUAGCUUCAACAAUUCGAGCUUCUCAGACCAUAGAUGACGAGAACAAGUUCUACAAAGAACUGGGAAUGUUUUCAUUAAGAAAGAAGAUUGAAGAUUCUGUUCUACGUGCUGAGAUGUUGGCCCCAAUGGCAUUGGAACUCGAAGAAGCAAGAUGCGUCAAGCAGGAAGAAAUAAUACAUCAAUAUAGCUUGUGGGAUGACCUUACCAAGUCAAACGAAAUCCUUGUCAAGUUAGCUGACAGUGCUAAGAUGGUUGAUGCUCUCAAAGACCUUAAAUUUAAGGCUGAAGAAGCUAAGCUGAUAACCGAGCUGGCGGAGAUGGAUGCGAUAAGUUAUGGGCUCUUUAAACAGGCGUAUGCUGCAUCUGUAGAUGUGAGCAAGUUCUUGGAUAAGUAUGAGAUAUCAAAACUUCUGAAGGAGCCAUAUGACAUGGAGGGAGCAUGCAUUAUAAUUGAAUCUGGUUCUGAAGGCAUUUACUCUGAGAUAUGGGCAGAACAGCUUGUAAGAAUGUACACAAGGUGGGCUGAAAAGCAAGGUUAUGGAGGAAGAGUAGUUGAGAAAUGUCUUUCAAAGAAUGGUGGUAUCAAGUCUGCAACGAUUGAGUUUGAAACUAAGUAUGCCUAUGGCUAUCUUUCUGGGGAAAGAGGUGUUCAUCGCAUGACUAGAAGUUCACUAAAUGGUUGUCUUCUCCCUGAGGCUGGCUUGGCUGCUGUGGAUGUUAUGCCUCUAUUCCUCGAAUCAGCUCCUGACCUAAUAAUUGAUGACAAAGAUUUGAUGAUCUCACUCCCCCCAUGUUGUGAACAGGAGCAAGGCCCACUUGAGCCUGCUGUUCACAUUCAUCAUAUUCCGACUGGCUUAAAAGUCCAAUCAACUGGUGAAAGGAGCCGCUUUGCAAAUAAAAUCAAGGCCCUCAAUCGCUUGAAGUCCAAACUUCUCAUUAUUUUGAAAGAUCAAGGAAUUUCCAACGUGACGGACAUCAAGAGAGACGACAUUACCAAUAUUCAGCAACUAGAGAUUCGAAGGUAUGUGUUUCACCCAAACAAACUCGUACAAGAUGUGAAAACUGGCAUCCAACUCCCUGACUUAAAUGCUGUUUUAAAUGGAAAUAUUGGGCCUCUCAUUGGUGCUCAUAUCAACAUUAGACAUACUUGAUUUUGAUCUGAAAUCGGAUUUCCUUUAUGUUUUUUUCCUCCUGCUGGACACACCCUGUCUGUCAAUUUUUCA